AUUUUAAUGCGGAUGCAGCCAAUCCUGUUUGGUAUACCCGACAAAAUCGCGCGAAAAUGAUAAACCACCGAGUAUAACGGUUUUCCCGCCAUUUUAAUUGUUCUCGGAUGCAUCGUACUUUUUUCUCGAACAAAACAUUGACAUUAUUUCUUUUUAUCAAUCAACGUAUUCGUUAAGUUAAGGUAACGAAGAAGCACCGGUGAUUUUAGGAUUAUUCUGUGGUAUCUGGAACCACCAUGGCUACACCCACAAGAGAUUUUCUACGUCGGCCUGACACCGGACGUCGUAGAUCGGUUCGACAAGCAUUGGCAGUAAUCCCUGACAUGAUGACUACCUCUGUAUCACCAGGGACUCCUUUAGCAAUGGAAGUCAGCGCAAUGGACAACGUCAUGAACAGCAGAUACAGCAUGGAGUCUUGGAGUCCAGCACCCAGCCCGGAUGAACUCGUGAUACAAAAGCGUGGAAGAAGGCGUAGAACCAUCGUUUGGUCCCCGGAUGCUGACGCAAAAAGAGAUAGUCUUUUCAGUUUGAGUUCCCGAGAUCGUACACCAGUCAAAAGUCCAUCAAAGUCGACGAUCGUACUGCGAAGUACCCCACGCAAACGACUAAUGUUGGGUGGAGACAACAGCGAUCCCCAUUUGACAACCCCAGAAAAAAAAACGAAGAGCCACGAAGCUCAGAAAUACGUAGAAAGUAAUUGUAACGGUUACAAACAAUUUACGGGUCCGUUGGUUAACGGUUUGAGAGGUCUGAGCCAAGAACAAUUGAUCAAAGUCAUCAUGGAUUUGAUUUCGAUGCAAGAAGAUGGAGCUCUUGGCAAAGAUGACAAAUUGCGCGAUGUUGUGUUGAAAAGAAUGCCAAUUGCUGAUAUUCAACCGCUGCGAGAACGAUUAAGUGCACUUAGACAGAACGUGUAUGCCAGUCUUGUUUCCUCGGACAUCGACGAAUCCUCUUACAGCCGAGCGUACAUACAUCUCGAUGCAUUUGAGAAAGCGGUGAUCGAGCAAGGGAACAAACUUAUCGAGUCUCAGCAUUGGACAGCAGCGAUGCAGUAUGUUUUCGCGGCUUGGUCAAUAACGAAGGAUUUACCAGAAUGGGAUAAUCAGGGUCGCGAUAAUACAACGAAAAAGUGUUUUCGUGAAUUAGCUAAAUUUUGCAAGGAAGCGUUGCAAAAUGGAAAUUUCAUCACAUCGACGCUGGAUGUGUAUUGUAAAAAGUAAAAUUGAAACGAUGGUACCUGAUUGUGAGGACUUGAAAAUUUGCCUUAGAACGGCGGGAGAGAUGAAAAUUAGCGUUUUCUAAUCGAUUGAGACACGUGACACUUACAAAUAUUUGUAAAUAAAUAUUUGAAUGGA
Molecule: messenger RNA, 1355 nt
Organism: Venturia canescens
Lineage: Eukaryota; Metazoa; Arthropoda; Insecta; Hymenoptera; Ichneumonidae
Exons: 6
Coding region: 237-1220 (327 amino acids)
Biological process (GO): nuclear protein quality control by the ubiquitin-proteasome system; proteasome localization
Cellular component (GO): nucleus; nuclear membrane
Molecular function (GO): proteasome binding
Source: RefSeq, a predicted model, not a curated record